GGCAUCCACUGCAACGAUAAGUAAACCGAGUACCGCCAAUAUAAGAGUUGAAGACCAUCGACCAUCCUCCCCAUCCACCACUCAACCUUUCUUCACUCAGAGACACGCCAGACGAGCACAACACAGCAGCUAGCCCAUGGCGGCGGGAAGCCGAACCCCCCACGUCGCUAUCCUCUCAAGCCCCGGCAUGGGCCACCUCAUCCCCCUCGCCGAGCUCGCCAAGCGCCUCGUCCUCCACCACGGCUUCGCCGCCACCUUCAUCACGUUCUCUGACUUCUCCUCCCCGGCGCAAGAUGCCUUCCUCAACUCCCUUCCCCCUGGCCUCUCCUCCCUCUCACUCCCCCCCGUCUCCCUUGACGACCUCCCGGCCGAUGCCCGCAUCGAGACCCGCCUCUGCCACGUCAUCGCCCGCUCCGUCCCCCGCCUCCGCGACAUCCUCGCCACCCUCAAAGCCACCACCCCCCUCGCCGCCUACGUCAUCGACAUAUUCGGCUUCGACACCCUCUGCAUCGCCAAAGAGCUCGGCGUUCCCCACUACAUGUACCGCACCACCAACUUCACGGUGCUCUCCCUCCUGUUCUACGUGCCCACCCUUCACCGGACCACCUCAUGCGAGUACCGGGACCUCGCCGAGCCGGUCGUCCUCCCUGGGUGCGCGCCCAUCAGGGGAGAGGACCUUCUGGACGCCAUGCAAGACCGGACCAACGAGGCCUACACGUGGCUCCUCCACAUCUCCGAGCGUUCAAGAGAGGCCGAGGGAAUUCUGGUGAACAGUUUCGUGGAGAUGGAACCGGUGGCCUCCAGGAUUCUCAUGGAGAACGAACCGGGGAGGCCGCCGGUCUGGCCGGUCGGGCCGCUAAUCCGGGCCGGUUCGAACGACGGCGAGGAGAAUUGCUCCGAGUGCUUGGAGUGGUUAGACCGUCAACCUAGUGGGUCGGUUUUAUUCGUCUCUUUCGGGAGUGGUGGGACCCUGUCCAUGGAGCAGCUGAGGGAGGUGGCCUUUGGGCUGGAGAUGAGUGGGACCCAGUUCCUGUGGGUGGUCCGGUGUCCGAGCGACACGGGGGCUUAUGGGGCCUUCUUUGGCGACAAUGGUGCUGAGGACCCACUCAACUAUUUGCCGGAAGGGUUCUUGGAGAGGACCAAGGGGUCCGGUUUGGUGGUCCGGUUCUGGGCUCCACAGGUUGAAGUGCUGAGCAACGGUUCGACCGGGGGUUUCUUGACUCACUGCGGGUGGAACUCGACCCUGGAGAGCGUAGUCCACGGUGUGCCUAUGAUUGCCUGGCCGCUGUACGCCGAGCAGAAAACGAACGCAGUGAUGCUGUCGGAGACCGUGAAGGUGGCGAUGAGGCCGGAGGUUGGGAAGGACGGCGUGGUCCGGAGGGAGGAGAUAUCGAGGGUGGUGAAAGAAUUGAUGGAGGGGGAGGGAGGGAAGGCGGCGAGAGACAGGAUGGCCGAGCUCCGGGAGGCGGCGGCCAGGGCCUUGACGGAGGAGGGAUCGUCUUACAAGGCGCUCGCCGAGGUGGCUGGAAAAUGGAAAGCUGGAAUAGCCGCGUGAAAACCGGAUGGCGUUUAAUUUCUUUGUCUGCUUGCACUUUUGUCGAGCAAUAAAAUAAAACUGUUUCCUCAGUUUU
This is a messenger RNA of Phoenix dactylifera (date palm), 1631 nucleotides long. NCBI's taxonomy places the organism in Eukaryota, Viridiplantae, Streptophyta, Magnoliopsida, Arecales, Arecaceae. The record is from RefSeq and is a predicted model, not a curated record.